This is a messenger RNA of Echinococcus granulosus, 141 nucleotides long. RefSeq lists its product as hypothetical. NCBI's taxonomy places the organism in Eukaryota, Metazoa, Platyhelminthes, Cestoda, Cyclophyllidea, Taeniidae. The coding region runs from base 1 to 141 and encodes 46 amino acids. The transcript is spliced from 2 exons. The record is from RefSeq and is a predicted model, not a curated record.
AUGUCGCCCGAUUUGCUCUUCUGUGAUAAGCAGAAGAAAGCUCCAACCCCUCUGUUUACCGCAACGACCUUGACGGCGAAAUCUGAAUCUGUUAGUGGAAGACCAUUACACGUUGAUGCGGUGACUUAUGCUCGGGGGUAA